Molecule: messenger RNA, 3084 nt
Organism: Xiphophorus maculatus (southern platyfish)
Lineage: Eukaryota; Metazoa; Chordata; Actinopteri; Cyprinodontiformes; Poeciliidae
Gene: capn5a
Product: calpain-5-like
Exons: 13
Coding region: 223-2130 (635 amino acids)
Biological process (GO): proteolysis
Cellular component (GO): cytoplasm
Molecular function (GO): calcium-dependent cysteine-type endopeptidase activity
Source: RefSeq, a predicted model, not a curated record
GAGGCGGGCUGGAGGCGGCUUGCUGCUGCCGCUGCUGCCGCUGCUGUUGGUGCGUUUGUGCCUCCUGUCCAAGCUGGGUUUUAUUUUGAGGGUCGUAAAGUAACUCUACUCCGGCACAAGACAUUUUUCUUCACUGAACUGGCCUGUAGGAGGAAGAACCUCAGUUCUCCAGGAGGAGAAAACGACUUAGUUUGACAUCCGGUGGAGCGAAAAACAGGGGGGAUGGUGGCUCCGUACGAAGGCCAGGCUUUUGCUGCUCUGAGGAGGCGGUGCAGACUGAAUGGGACCCUGUUUGAAGACCCUCUGUUCCCGCCAUCCGACCAGUCUCUCUUCUACCAGGGAAAUCGCAUUGGACACAUUACCUGGAAAAGACCCAAGGAGUUGAGCAGCAACCCUCACCUGUUUGUAGACGGGAUCAGUGCUCACGACUUGCACCAAGGCCAGCUGGGAAACUGCUGGUUUGUCGCUGCUUGUUCCAGUCUGGCUUCCAGAGAAGCAUUCUGGCAAAAGGUGAUUCCGGACUGGAAGGAUCAGGAAUGGAACCAAGAGAAACCGGAAACGUACGCCGGGAUCUUUCACUUCCAGUUCUGGCGGUUCGGUCAGUGGGUCGACGUGGUGAUCGAUGACCGGCUGCCCACGGUGAACGGAGAGCUGGUGUACUGCCACUCCAACGACAGGGACGAGUUCUGGAGCGCGCUGGUGGAGAAAGCCUACGCCAAGCUGUGUGGGUGCUAUGAGGCUCUGGACGGGGGCAACACCGCCGACGCCCUGGUGGAUUUCACCGGCGGCGUCUCUGAGCCGGUGGAUUUGACGAAGGACGAGAUAAAAGAAGAAGAGGAGAAACACGCCAAUCUGUUUGAAAGAGUCCUGAAGGUUCACGACAGAGGAGGCCUCAUCAGCUGCUCCAUCCGGGCGGUUUCUGCAGAGGACAUGGAGGCCAAGCUCGCCUGCGGCCUGGUGAAGGGCCACGCGUACGCGGUGACCGACGUCCGCAGGGUGAGGCUCGGCCACGGCCUGCUGGCCUUCUUCAAGUCGGAUAAACUCGGCAUGAUCCGCAUGAGGAACCCCUGGGGCCAGAGGGAGUGGAACGGACCCUGGAGCGACAGCUCUGAAGAGUGGAAGCGGGUCAGUAAGAGUGAGAGGGAGAGGAUGGGCCUCACUGUGCAGGAUGACGGCGAGUUCUGGAUGUCGUUUGAUGAUUUCCUCGCUAACUUCACUGACCUCAUCCUCUGCCGUCUCAUCAACACAUCCCAUCUGAGUUUACAUAAGACCUGGGAGGAGGCCGUGAUGCGGGGCUCUUGGCGUCGCCAUGACGACCCGCUUCACAACCGUGCCGGAGGCUGCAGCAACAACAAGCUGUCCUUCCUUCAGAACCCGCAGUACGAGUUUGACGUGAAGAAGCCGAGAGAUGAGAUACUGAUCUGUCUGCAGCAAAAGGACCGCAAAACCGCUCAGAAAGAAGAACGAGGAGAAAACCUGCCCAUCGGCUUCGAAAUCCAGAAGGUGGAGCUGAACAGGAAGUACCGUAUGCAUGUCGUGCAGCAGAAGGCUGGAGGAAGCAUCUUCAUCAACUCCAGGUCUGUGUUUCUGCGCAUCACGCUGAAUGAGGGCCGUUACGUCGUCAUCCCCACGACCUUUGACCCCGGCCUGGAAGGAGAGUUUCUGCUGCGCAUCUUCGCCGACGUUCCCACCGACUGCAAGGAGUUGACUCUUGAUGAGCCGCCUCAGACCUGCUGGUCCGGGUUGUGUGGUUACCCGUCUCUGGUCACUCAGGUCCACGUGCUACAAGCUAACGGACUGGCAGGACAAGACUCGGACAGAGUCUCAGAUCCGUAUGUGAUCAUCCGCUGUGAAGGAGAGAAAGUUCGCUCUGCGGUUUAUGAAAACACCUGCAGCCCCGUCUUCAACACCAAAGGACUCUUCUACAGGAAGAAAGCCAGCCGACCAAUCAGCAUCGAGGUUUACAACCACAACAUCUUUAAGGACGGUUUCCUGGGCCGCGUGUCGGUUCCGGCCGAGCAGGGGAAGGUCCAGAAGACGCUUCACCUGAAGGAGAAAGGCGACGAUAACGACCUUCCUGGGACCAUCAGCCUGGUCAUAGAGACCAGCUCAGUGCUCACCAGCAUCUGACACCUAAACCUUUUAUAUUUACAACAUCUUUUCUUUCUUUUUUUUAAAAAUAAAAUCUCUUCAGUAUGAACUCAAAACACCAAAUAAAUCCUCCAGGUUUAUCACCACUUACUUCAAAAUAAAGUUUUGUUUCCACACAUUAAAGUAUGAAGGAAUGUUUGGGGCAUGCUAAGAAGAAAUAAAAAAUAGUCAUAAAAUUACAAGAACAAAGUCAUAAUUUUAUGAGAAGAAAGUUGUUAUGAGAAUGAACUCCUAAUAUUACAAAUUUAUUCCUUUUUUAAACCCUGUCCCUAAUACUGUGUUGUACGUUUCCACAUUGGGCCUUUUGCUUUUAUUUCUUACCUUUUAUGGUGUUUUUCUAUAUGUGGCGCUUUAUAUUAUGAAGGUUAAUUUAGUUUUUAUUACCAUUUCUAGUUUCAUUUGUAGAUGUAAUUAAUUAAAAAAACGCAUAUUAAUGCAUAACUGUAUUAACUUAAAUCUUUGUCUGUUUUUGGUAAAAUCAUUUAGAGAAUUUAUUAUAAAGAACUUAUUCCAGAAAGGUCAGAGGUCAGGCGUGACUUUGUUGGGUGUUUACACUUCUGCCAUUAGGGGGCGCUGUGUCUGAUAGCAUGAUGCUGUUUUUUUUUUUUUUUUUUUUUAAACAGUGCCAACUUUUACAACCGGAGUUAAUUAACAGAAAUAAACGUCAGAAACGCGCCUGCGUUUGUUUCCGGCUGGUUUACGUGUCGCUGCUGCCAUUUCUGUGUUUAGAAUAGAUUUAAAAAUGAGUUUAUGUGACGGCUGAAACUUUUACCUGUGAAAACAAAACGGACCAACAACACAACGCUUAAAUCUUGAGCAAGAAUUAUUUCAUCUUCUCUGCUUCAUUUUUAUUGAUUUAUGAUGUCAUCAUAUAAAGCCUUUUGUCUAUUUGUACAUGCAAGAUAAAUUUAUUAAACUUUUCCAGUCAAAGAU